AGAGAUCCGAACAGCAAUCUCCAUUUGACCGGUCGAUAACAAAGGCGUGCUCGUUCCAGUAUGGUAUAUAUUUCAAUGGUGUUAGUAGAAAUCUGAUGAAUCUGAUUGUGUUUGGUAAACAAGUGACAGUGUAAUAAUUAAAGUAAUUAAUUGGAAGAUAGAUAAUUCAAUUCUUGUGGCAUUGUCGAUGUGAUGAUGUUUAGUAAUAAAAAGAACAGUUUACCUCCAAGACCCCACCUGCCAAACCAUGAACACAUGUUGGAAGACCUUGAUAAUGCUGUUGUAGAUGAUGUAGCUUUUAAACUCAUAAAUGAUUUAUGUAUAAGAGAAUCUUAUGGUCUAACAAGUGUGGAUAGUUCUGACGAUAUAUAUAAAAAAGUAAAAAUGUAUUUAAAUACCAAACAACAAUUGAGACAAUUGGAAUAUACUUUGAGGAAAGGCACACAACAGAUGCAGACAGAUAACGAAGAAAUUAAAAGGCUUGCGAAUGAUAUUAGAAAGCAAGCACAAACUGCUCUAAUAACAUAUUGAGGACACAAAGCUCUAGAUAUGUUUUAGUAUUUAUAUUUAUAUCAAGGUAUCAUAAUAAUUUACCGCUUUGAACAGAAAUAAUAUUAAAAUACAUACAUA
This is a messenger RNA of Linepithema humile (Argentine ant), 630 nucleotides long. RefSeq lists its product as uncharacterized. Lineage: Eukaryota; Metazoa; Arthropoda; Insecta; Hymenoptera; Formicidae. The record is from RefSeq and is a predicted model, not a curated record.